Molecule: messenger RNA, 243 nt
Organism: Trichoderma virens Gv29-8
Lineage: Eukaryota; Fungi; Ascomycota; Sordariomycetes; Hypocreales; Hypocreaceae
Exons: 1
Source: RefSeq, a predicted model, not a curated record
AUUGCUGUAAAAGACACACAGCGACCCAAGACAACGAAUACAUCCGCUCCAUCUAAAUCACCACCACGAAGCCCUGUAGCAUUACGAGCACCGCCUAUUGGUCCUGCCGCUACUCCAGUAUCCUCAGCCACAACGGUGCCAGCUCCGCAAACUCAGAAAAAUCCCCAGACACCAAGUACUGCACCACACAGACCAGAUACCACGAGUCCAACAAACCCACAAUCAGGACCUCGAGGCUAUGUU